UGUAGACCAUUAAGCUCAGCAUCCUGACUUGGUGCCAUCCUAGAGAGGAUGAAUCAGGAAAGCAAAUCAAGUGAUCAGCCUGGUGGCCAGGACCCGCUGCUACUGUUGAAAACCCUUCAGCUUCUCUGGACAAAGAAAGAGAUGAAGGAGCUCAAGGAAGAAAUCAGGCGGGGCUUUGCAGCGCUGGAGGACCCAUUGGCAGCGCUCCUGGACAUGCUGGAGACCAGCAGUGACUGGAAGGGGAAAGGGCAUUCCCUGGGGUAUUACAUCAGCAGCGAGUUGCAGCUUUGGAUAAAAGAGCAUCCUGCUGUUCAACAGUCUGGAACGAAGUUGAAGAAGCUGCAGGCCCGUGUAUUCAACAUACUAGCCCAGUGCCCAACUAAUCUUCUUGACCCUCUGAUUAGCAUUUACCAACUCCAUACAACGGACCGGAACUAUUUGCUUGGACACGUCAGUCAUCUUUAUCACAAGGGUGAUUACAAAGAGGCAGCGAUACUGAGUAUAAAGCUAAAAUUGCAACCAGAUCAAGAUGUGGAGAAGAUGUGUACACCACUACUGCUGCAAGAUAAAACUAACUUGGUGGAAGCUUAUGUGGGAGACCAUCCUGAGCUCCAGUGCAAGCUCGUGCAGAUCCUGGACACGUGGUGUGCACCCGGUUUUAACAUCAAAGACAUCUCAAGACAAUAUCAAGGCCUGUCCAAAUGCAAACCAGAUAAAUUUAACCACAAAAUGCUAAGCAAGCUGGUCUUCAGGCUUCUAGAACAAUUUAACUUAGAUCCAGCUCUCUGCCCUAAUGUUAUAAAUCAACGGCACUUGAGAACUCUGAAUUAUCUCUUCUACAAGAGGUUUGUUGAGAAAAGCAUGACUCAGGAGAAUUGGACAGAUCAUGUUCAGAACACGGUUGGAGAGAACCAGUGGCUACAAGGGCACCUGAUACAAUUGCUCAUCAAUUAUAGUGACAAGAGCACAGCUGCACGAUGGGCUCAGCGCUGCAAUAUGCCCAAGGAGAUCCUGCCUUAUGGAGUGGCUGAUGAACUGCAAAAGCUUGAGAUCCAAGAGAGGGUGGAAGAGACUGAGAAGGCACAGAAUUAUGAAGAGGUUAAGAAGAAGAAGGAUUAUUACCAGUUACCUAUUCCACGGGCAAAUAUUCACUUUCUGCAGACUUUGGAAGAGAUGCUGCCGUGCUGGGAAAAGGUGCUGAAGCCGGGACAGGUGGUGGGCAUUGACAUGGAAUGGAGGCCUUCGUUCGGCGUCAUUGGGAAGCCACGUGUCUCCCUCCUCCAAAUCGCUGUGGAUGAGGAGGUCUUCCUGCUGGACUUGCCGCAGCUCCUUGAGAAAGCUGAGAGGGAGGAUGAGAAGGAGAAGCUUUCCCAGUUCAUCCAGAGGCUCUAUUUGGAUCCAGGCAUCACUAAACUUGGUUAUGGGAUGUCUGGAGACCUUAAGAGCCUUGCAGCCACAUGCUCUGCUUUGAAAGAUGUGGAUAAGCAAGCUCAGGGUGUAGUGGAUCUACUCACAGUAGACAAACAAUUGCAGAAGAGCUUCAUUGACUGGAAGAAGAGUGGCCGGAAGGUCGACGUACUGGCCCCAGAGCCCAGCUGCGAGGAUAGAGCGUUCAGGCAGCCGGAAAGAGGACUCAGCCUGUUGGUGCAACAUGUACUGGGGAAGCCUCUAGAUAAAACAGAGCAGCUGUCUAACUGGGAGAAACGGCCGCUCCGCGAGGAACAGAUCCUCUAUGCAGCUUCGGACGCAUACUGUUUGUUGGAGGUCUACGGGAAGCUAUGCAAGGAUCCAGCAAGCUUUGGUCUGAGUUCAGACCUGACUGCGAGUCUGGUGGGAAAACCCAGCAUAAAACCCAGGACAAAGAAGCAGCUGAUUAAACAAGAAGUACCGUCAUCUUCUGGACAGCAAUGCAAAAGGUUUGUCAAGGAAGCUUCGUGUCCUGCUGAGCCCAUCUCCCCGAAGGAGUUCAGCGUGGUCUGUGAUAACAUGUUGCAAGGCCUUGGGCGCUAUCUUCGCUGCCUUGGUGUAGAUGUCCGGAUUCUGGAGAACGAAGAAGACCACAGGAAAGCUGCCGAGAUUGCCCGACAGGAAGGAAGGGUCAUUUUAACCUCUGGACUCCCAUAUCAGACUCUGCAGUCCCAGGUAGGCGAAGGAAGGUGUUUCUCCGUGAACUGCUCCGAAAAGGCAAAAGAACAGGCCCUGCAGGUUCUGAAGCACUUCAACGUCCAAGUAACCUUGGCGGAUAUCUUCAGUCGCUGCCAGGCGUGCAACGGCGACAAGUACCUGAAGGUCUCCAAAGAGAGGAUGAGGCAGCUGAUGGAGGGCAGCAGACACGCGAUGGCAGAGGGCAGCUGGGAGAGCUUCGCAGCAACUAGGCUCUCAUUCCCACUGGGAAGCCAAGGGGGUGAGCGCGAGGUUCCCCAAGCCUCAGCUUGGGUGAUGCAGAGCGACCUUGUGCUAGAAAUGGGGCCUAAGGGCAGGACUGUGUGGAAGGUUAUCCGGCCACCCGCCAAGGUCCGAAGGGACGGCACGGCCCUGCAGGUCUCCGCCAUCCCGCCCGGGGUCCUGGACAAAGCCGAGCUCACCUGCUUCUACUGCUGUACGCGCUGCGGGAAGGUGUUCUGGGAAGGCUCUCACUUUGGGCGCGUCGUCUCGCAGUUUAAGGAUGUUCUUGCCGCCGUGGAGGAUGACCAAAAAUUCUAUGACCUUAGUUGA
Messenger RNA from Tinamus guttatus (white-throated tinamou), 2715 nucleotides. NCBI's taxonomy places the organism in Eukaryota, Metazoa, Chordata, Aves, Tinamiformes, Tinamidae. The record is from RefSeq and is a predicted model, not a curated record.